AAAUGCCGGUCUCCAGUGCAUGAUGGGUAAUUAGUCGCGAAGGGCCGCUGUGGUGACUCUGUGACUGUGUGUGUCUACAUUGCGGUAUUUGUUGGGUAAUAAACUCAGCAAUUUAAGCGGCUGGUGUAAAAGGCUGCGUCGAAAAAUCUGCUUGCUUCUACAUAAUGGGUGAAGAACGGGAUCUCGACAAAGACAAGGACCGGAGACGAAGACGCAGUCGAUCUCGGUCCAGGAGCCGUGAGCGCAGGCGUCGUUCCAGGUCCCGGGAAACUAGGAGGAGAAGCCGAAGCCGUAGCAGAGACAGAGGCGCAGCUGGAGGAGCAAAAAAGUCACGCAGAAGGAAGCCCUCCAUUUACUGGGAUGUGCCGCCUCCUGGCUUUGAGCACAUCACUCCCCUUCAGUACAAGGCCAUGCAAGCGUCUGGUCAGAUUCCGGCCACUAUGCUGGCAGCUACGGGUGCUAUAGCCACAGUGGGCGGGACUACCACGACCAUAGGCGGAGGAGGCCUUGGAGGAGGGGGAGCAGGACCUGUUGCACAGGCAAUCAUCCAACCACCAGCCGCUGUGCCCAUUGUAGGCGGCACAAUCACACGUCAGGCACGGCGGCUCUAUGUGGGAAACAUACCUUUUGGCUGCUCUGAGGAGGAAAUGAUGGACUACUUCAAUGCCCAGAUGCAUGCCUGUGGUUUCUCCCAAGCACCAGGCAACCCUGUGCUAGCUUGCCAGAUCAACCUGGAUAAAAACUUUGCAUUUUUAGAGUUUCGAUCAAUUGAUGAGACAACCCAGGCCAUGGCAUUUGAUGGAAUCAACUUCAAGGGCCAAAGCUUGAAGAUCAGGCGGCCCCAUGAUUAUCAGCCAAUGCCGGGCAUGUCUGAGACUCCAUCGGUCGCCGUUCCAGGUGUUAUUUCAACGGUAGUGCAGGACUCUCCUCAUAAAAUAUUCAUUGGGGGAUUGCCGAACUAUCUAAACGAAGACCAGGUCAGGGAGCUCUUGAUGUCAUUUGGACAGCUACGUGCAUUCAAUCUUGUGAAAGACAGCGCUACUGGACUCUCCAAGGGCUAUGCAUUUUGCGAGUACGUGGAGGUUGCUACAACGGACCAGGCCAUUAUGGGACUCAAUGGAAUGCAACUUGGUGAUAAGAAACUGAUUGUGCAAAGAGCAAGUGUCGGUGCCAAGAACAGUCAAAUGAACCAAGCCCCAGUGCAGAUUCAAGUACCAGGUUUGCAGCUUCAGGGUGGCGCAGGCCCUCCAACAGAGGUGCUGUGCCUCAUGAACCUCGUGUGCCCCGAAGAGCUGAAGGAUGAAGAGGAGUAUGAGGAUAUUCUUGAGGACAUUCAUGAGGAAUGCAACAAGUACGGCGUCGUCAAAAGCAUUGAGAUACCCCGACCAAUCGAUGGUGUCGAAGUGCCUGGUUGCGGAAAGGCCUACGUUGAGUUCAAUUCUGUCAUCGACUGCCAGAAGGCACAGCAGAGCUUGACGGGGCGCAAAUUCAGCAACCGUGUGGUUGUAACGUCCUACUUCGACCCGGACAAGUACCACCGUCGAGAAUUCUAAGCAGUCCACCCAACAACCGCAGCUUGGUCUCUACCCUCUGCCAUCUUCAUCUUUCGCUUGAUAUUCUGUUUCUGCUGCACUCUUGUGGGCAUGUGUUCUAAAGUGCAACCCUGUAGUAGCUCAUGCCCGCAAGCA
Rhipicephalus sanguineus (brown dog tick) is the source of this 1688-nucleotide messenger RNA. Its product is annotated as splicing factor U2AF 50 kDa subunit. Gene Ontology annotation, molecular function: pre-mRNA 3'-splice site binding; poly-pyrimidine tract binding. Lineage: Eukaryota; Metazoa; Arthropoda; Arachnida; Ixodida; Ixodidae. Bases 165 to 1553 code for a protein of 462 amino acids. Gene Ontology annotation, biological process: mRNA processing. The record is from RefSeq and is a predicted model, not a curated record. The transcript is spliced from 11 exons. Gene Ontology annotation, cellular component: U2AF complex; nuclear speck; nucleus.